This is a messenger RNA of Solanum dulcamara, 3166 nucleotides long. Its product is annotated as eukaryotic translation initiation factor-like. NCBI's taxonomy places the organism in Eukaryota, Viridiplantae, Streptophyta, Magnoliopsida, Solanales, Solanaceae. The record is from RefSeq and is a predicted model, not a curated record. Gene Ontology annotation, cellular component: eukaryotic translation initiation factor 4F complex. Gene Ontology annotation, molecular function: translation initiation factor activity; mRNA binding; protein binding. Bases 154 to 2598 code for a protein of 814 amino acids. The transcript is spliced from 9 exons.
GACUUGUUGCCUUUUCAAUUUUCCAGAUGAAUUUACUGUAAAUGCUACUUAUAGCUGUUAAAGAUCUCAAGGCAGUAGCAAAACCUUUCCUUUUCUCUCUCUCUCUCUAUAUCUUGGAAAUAUUCAAAAAUUGUACUAGCUGCAAGAACUCAAAUGUCUUCCAACCAAGGGAAACCUUUGUUUGUGAAUCAGGGAGGACCUGGUUCUAUACCAAUCAAAGCUGAAUUGCCAUGCUCAGAAGCUCAAAAAAGCAACCUUUCUGACAAAGAUUGUGUCUUGAAGACUGUGAUGGGUAUACUCAACCAGCCAACUCAGAAGAAAUUUGAUCUCCUCAAAGGUCAACUGAUAAUAUCGGGGAUUACUAGUGCAUACACUCUAAAGGCUGUUGUUUCCUUGAUAUUUGACAAGGCGAUACUGGAACCAACAUUUUGCCCGAUGUACGCCCAACUGUGUUCUGAUCUCAAUGAAAGGCUGCCUUCAUUUCCUUCAACUGAACCUGGUGGCAAUGAGGUUACGUUCAAGCGCAUUCUAUUGAAUAACUGUCAGGAGGCAUUUGAAGGUGCUCACAAACUGCGAGAAGAGGCAAGGCAAAUGACAGCCCCUGAGCAGGAGUCAGAACGCAAGGACAAAGAAAGGUUAAUCAACUUGCGCACUCUUGGGAAUAUUAAGCUUAUUUGUGAGCUUUUUAAGAAACAAAUGAUUCCGGAAAAGAUUGUUCAUUACAUUGUUCAGAAGCUAUUAGGAAAAGAUCGCAAAAUUUGUCCGGAAAAGGAGAAUGUUGAAGCCAUUUGUCAGGUCUUCAACAUCAUUGGUAAGCAGCUUGAUAAGAACAAAAAAUCAAGGCUCAUCAACGAUGUGUACUUUAAUCGGUUGAAGGAACUUUCAACAAACCCUCAGUUGGCUCCACGACUGAGGCUUAUGGUUUGUGAUGUGCUAGAUUUACGUGCCAAUGACUUGGUCUGUAUGCGGGAUGAGGUGAAAGCAAAAACCUUGGGUUUGGGUCCUGGUUCCACUGCUAGCAUGAGAAAUUCUUGUGGUCCUCCGGCUCAAGGGAGUUUGAGUCCUGGUGGCUUCCCUAUCGAUCGGCCAGGCGCUGUUGGUAUGAUGCCUGGAAUGCCAGGAAAUAGGAAGAUGCCUGGUAUGCUUGGGUUGGGUAACGACAACUGGAAAGUUCCUAGAUCCUGCUCUAUGCCAAGAGGUAAUGGACCACUGGUGCAGCAUGCUGGACGAUGUCAGCUAUCAUUGUUUGGCAAGUCGCCUGCAAUGAACACAAGACUUCUGCCUCAGGGUAGUGGUGGCAGGCCUAGUGUCCUUUUGCAAGGUAGUGGGGCUCCUCCUGCUGGCCCAUCGGGCUAUGGUUUUGGAAUGGAGCCUGCAUCACAGGUCCCCGGACCAGUUAGACCUCCUCCAACAACUGUUGUUUCUCCAGUUGUCGUAAAACCCCAGCCAACUCAGAAGAUAUUUGAUCUCCUCAAAGGUCAACUGAUAAUAUCAGGGAUAACUAGUGCAUACACUCUAGCGGUUGUUGUUUCCUUGAUAUUUAACAAGGCUGUAUUGGAACCAACAUUUUGCCCGAUGUAUGCCCAACUGUGUUCUGAUCUCAAUGAAAAGCUGCCUCCAUUUCCUUCUGAUGAACCUGAUGGCAAAGAGAUUACGUUCAAGCGCCUUCUAUUGAAUAACUGUCAGGAGGCAUUUGAAGGUGCUCACAUACUGCGAGAAGAGGCGAGGCAAAUGACAGCCCCUGAGCAGGAGUCAGAACGCAAGGACAAAGAAAGGUUGAUCAAAUUGCGCACUCUUGGCAAUAUUAAGCUUAUCGGCGAGCUUUUGAAGCAAAAGAUGGUCCCUGAAAAGAUUGUUCACCACAUUGUUCAGGAACUAUUAGGACAAGAUCCCAAAAGCUGUCCGGAAGAAGAGAACGUUGAAGCCAUUUGUCAGUUCUUCAACACCAUUGGCAAGCAGCUUGAUGAGAACCAAAAAUCAAGGCGCAUCAACGAUGUGUACUUUAUCCGGUUGAAGGAACUAUCAACAAACCCCCAGUUGGCUCCCCGGCUGCGGUUUAUGGUUCGUAAUGUGCUGGAUUUACGUUCCAAUAGCUGGGUCCCUAGGCGGGAAGAGGUGAAAGCAAAAACCAUCACGGAGAUUCACUCUGAAGCGGAAAAGACCUUGGGGUUGCGUCCUGGUGCCACUGCAAGCAUGAGAAAUUCUCGUGGUCCUCCUGCUCAAGGGAGUUUGAGUCCUGGUGGAUUCCCUAUCAAUCGGCCAGGCACCGGUGGUAUGAUUGGGUUGGGUAACGACAACUGGAAAGUUCCUAGAUCCUGCUCUAUGCCAAGAGGUAAUGGACCACUGGUGCAGCAUGCUGGACGAUGUCAGCUACCAUUGUUUGGCAAGUCGCCUGCAAUGAACACAAGACUUCUGCCUCAGGGUAGUGGUGGCAGGCCUAGUGUCCUUUUGCAAGGUAGUGGGGCUCCUCCUGCUGGCCCAUCGGGCUAUGGUUUUGGAAUGGAGCCUGCAUCACAGGUUCCCGGACCAGUUAGACCUCCUCCAACAACUGUUGCUUCUCCAGUUGUCGUAAAACCUCAAGUUCCUGCUGCAAGUUAGACACCUGAUGAACUAAAGAGAAAAAACAGCUUCUCUUCUGGAGGAAUAUUUCAGUGUUAGGCUUCUGGAAGAAGCUUUGCAGUGUGUUGAGGAGCUCAAAUCACCAGCCUAUCAUCCUGAGGUUGUCAAAGAAGCAAUAUCAAUUGAUCUAGAAAAAAUCCCACCACGUGUUGAACCAGUUGCACAGCUUCUCGAACACUUAUUUAUUAACAAGGUUUUUACCACUGGGGACUUGGUCACUGGAUUCUUGAACUUUUCCUCUCUGCCGGUAGAUUUUGGUGACAUAAUUGCUAGACUAGUUUUGGAUGGAGCUUUCAACUUGAAGGUGGUCAAUGAGAUCCUGAACUUUCUUGUUUUGGAGAGCACUUAUUAGAAACUUUCUUGUUUUAUUCUAUGUUUAGAUCAUAGAGAUCAAUGUGGGAUGUCAAAGUAUAUGUAUGUAUAAACCUACUUGCUGUUAUGUUGACUAGGAACCAUCUUUUACUUGUCUUUUUUGUUGUAUUAAAUCUCAAUUCUUAUAAGAUACUAAUGUCGAGUCUAACUCAAUCCCAAAAGUUAUCUCAUGAGA